AUGAUGAAAUUUACAAGAGAAAGAAAAAAGUAUAGAAUAGAAAAUCCAUAUGACGAAAAAGUUAAGUUGGAAAUUCUUAGUGAAAAAAAUGAUAAAAUACAAGAAAAUAUAAAAAAAAUAAAAAUUAAAAAUAAAGAAGAUAAUCAUAACAAAAAUAAUGAAACACAAAUUAAUAAAGCAGAACAAUUUAUGAAAAUAUACAAACGAUAUAUAGAACAAAAUAAUGAUUUUGAAAAAGUUCAAAAAGAAAAUGAAUAUAUUAAAGAAACAAAAGAUAAGACAGUUAGGAGAAAAAAAAUUAAAAAACUUAAUAUAAAACUCAGAAAAAAUAACUUAAUCGAAAAAUUAAUAAAAAAUAAAGCCUUUAUGGUAGCUAAAGACCGAAUAUCAAUUGGGUCCAAAGAAAAAGAAAAAGCAAAAAAAACAAAAAAAACAAAAAAAGCAAAAAAAACAAAAAAAACAAAAAAAAACAAUACAAACGAUACAGACGAUUAUAAUAAAACACCAUCAAUAAUAUUUAAUGAAAAUAGUAAAAAAAUACAAAAACUUAUUACAAAAUCAAAUAAUGACAUAAAAACAAAUAAUCUAACACAGCAAAAUAAUACCCAAACAACCAAUAAUAAUAAAAAUAAAAAAAAUCGAAUUGAGAUCAUAAAUAAAUAUGACGAAAUAGUGAACUCAAAUAAAUUUUUGCAAAACCCUCUUGAAUUUGCAAAGAAUGCUUUAGACCAAAAAAAAAAAAAAAUAUUAUGUUAA
Messenger RNA from Plasmodium yoelii, 756 nucleotides. RefSeq names its product conserved Plasmodium protein, unknown function. The record is from RefSeq and is a predicted model, not a curated record. NCBI's taxonomy places the organism in Eukaryota, Apicomplexa, Aconoidasida, Haemosporida, Plasmodiidae. The transcript has a single exon. Bases 1 to 756 code for a protein of 251 amino acids.